CUAGCUUCUGAUGCGAUGGAGAUAGAGGCAGCAAGCUGUAGUAAGAAAGAUGGUGCUGUCGGCGGCGGCAAUAUCUGUGGUUCCGGUGGCGGUGGUGGUGCUCAUGAUGAGGAUAUGGUGAGGGGUGUUUACUUGGUUUGGCAGGAUCUGACGGUGGUGUUGCCGAACUUCGGUAAUAAACCGACUAAAAGGUUACUCCAAGGACUUAGUGGAUAUGCUGAACCUGGAAGAAUCAUGGCGAUUAUGGGUCCUUCUGGUUCCGGGAAAUCCACACUACUCGACUCUCUAGCAGGUAGACUCGCCAGAAAUGUGGUCAUGACUGGAAAUAUUCUUUUAAAUGGAAAGAAGAGACUAGAGUAUGGUGGUAUUGCUUAUGUGACUCAAGAGGAUGUGAUGUUGGGAACUCUGACAGUAAGAGAAACCCUAGCAUACUCUGCUCAUUUGAGGCUUCCUAGUAACUUAACCAGAGAUGAAGUGAAUGACAUUGUGGAGGGAACAAUCAUGGAAAUGGGUCUUCAAGAAUGCGGUGACACAGUGAUUGGGAACUGGCAUUUAAGAGGAAUAAGUGGUGGGGAGAAGAAGAGACUCAGCAUUGCUCUGGAGAUCCUCACCAUGCCCAACAUGUUGUUCCUCGAUGAACCUACCAGCGGCCUUGACAGUGCCUCCGCUUUCUUCGUUGUUCAAUCUCUCCGAAACAUAGCUCGUGACGGGAGGACCGUCGUCUCUUCGAUCCACCAGCCCAGUAGUGAAGUUUUUGCGCUGUUCGACGACCUUUUCUUGCUAUCCGGCGGUGAAACUGUUUACUUUGGAGAGGCGAAAUUGGCUGUCCAGUUCUUUGCUGAAGCUGGUUUCCCAUGCCCGAGUAGAAGAAACCCUUCGGAUCACUUCCUCCGGUGUAUAAAUUCCGACUUCGAUGCCGUGACAGCCACACUGAAAGGUUCUCAAAGACUGCGCGAUAAACCUUCAAGCUCUGAUCCUUUCACGAAUAUGGCAACAAUACAAAUCAAAGCCGCCCUUGUUGUAAAGUACCGCCAGUCGAAGUACGCGGAAACGGCAAAAGCUAGGAUUCAAGAAAUAUCGAAAACUGAAGGACUUGAGGUAGAAGCAAUUAGCGGAAGUGAAGCAGCAUGGUUAAAGCAACUUAUAACAUUGACAAAACGAUCAUUUCUCAACAUGUGUAGAGAUGUAGGUUACUACUGGGCAAGGAUUGUGAUAUAUAUACUUGUAUCUAUCUGCGUCGGAACCGUCUUCUAUGAUGUCGGCUAUGGAAAUACCGCUAUUCUCGCCCGAGUAGCAUGUGGUGGAUUCGUCACAGGUUUCAUGACCUUCAUGUCGAUCGGAGGCUUUCCGUCCUUCAUCGAAGAAAUGAAGGUUUUUAACAAAGAAAGGCUGAAUGGAUAUUAUGGAGUUGCAGCUUAUACUCUCUCCAAUUUCUUGUCUUCAUUUCCGUUUCUGGUUGCUAUUGCACUGAUCACAGGAACAAUAACAUUUUACCUGGUGAAAUUUCGAUCCGGAUUUUCGCAUUAUGCCUUCUUCUGCCUCAAUAUCUUCUUCAGCAUCACUGUGAUCGAGAGCCUCAUGAUGGUGGUAGCUUCAUUGGUUCCUAAUUACCUUAUGGGAAUCAUCACCGGUGCCGGAAUCAUAGGGAUCCUGAUGAUGACUUCAGGCUUCUUCAGGUUGCUGCCUGAUCUUCCUAAGAUAUUCUGGCGUUACCCUAUUUCAUACAUCAGUUUUACUUCAUGGGCACUUCAGGGCGCCUACAAGAACGAUUUCAUCGGCCUCGAAUUUGAUCCGAUACUACCGGGUGAUCAGAAACUAACCGGGGAUCAAAUCAUUACACAGUACUUCGGGGUGACGGUAGAUCGGUCCAAGUGGUUGGAUUUAACUGCAGUGGUGGUCAUACUCAUAUGCUACCGCCUCAUCUUCUUCUUGAUUCUGAAGAUAAAAGAGAAGGCUUCACCAUUUUUUCAAGAAAUCUAUGCAAAGAGGACAAUUGGGCAUCUUGAUAAAAGGCCUUCGUUCAGGAAGAUACCGUCGUUUUCUGCUUCCAAGCGGCACCAGCCUCUCCACUCUCUCUCUUCUCAAGAGGGUCUUAACUCUCCGUUACACUAAAUUCUUUUUUAUUACCACAAGGCAUUGAUGUGCCACUGCUAUAUAUUACUCCAUAUGAUUG
Hibiscus syriacus is the source of this 2173-nucleotide messenger RNA. Its product is annotated as ABC transporter G family member 15-like. Gene Ontology annotation, cellular component: membrane. Lineage: Eukaryota; Viridiplantae; Streptophyta; Magnoliopsida; Malvales; Malvaceae. Gene Ontology annotation, molecular function: ATP binding; ABC-type transporter activity; ATP hydrolysis activity. The record is from RefSeq and is a predicted model, not a curated record. The transcript is spliced from 9 exons. Bases 16 to 2112 code for a protein of 698 amino acids.